This is a messenger RNA of Thermothelomyces thermophilus ATCC 42464, 618 nucleotides long. RefSeq lists its product as uncharacterized. Bases 159 to 392 code for a protein of 77 amino acids. The transcript has a single exon. The record is from RefSeq and is a predicted model, not a curated record. Lineage: Eukaryota; Fungi; Ascomycota; Sordariomycetes; Sordariales; Chaetomiaceae.
GUUUUCUUCCUGCUCUCCCAAGGGAGCUCGUCACCAACUUCAUCCCUUCUCUUCUUCGCCCUUCUGCCUGUUUUUGAAUUCCAUUCCCUCUCCUGCAGCGGGCUAGCACCACGGGGACCAAGCCUAAAGGUUAUUAGUUACUCGCUACGCUAUCCUCCAUGGCCGACCACAGCCCUCCUCCCUCUUCCGCGGCCCCGUCCGGGCCAUCGGGCCCGUUAGGGGGCUUCGGCUUCCCAAUCUCGGGCCCUGCCGCCACGCUCGGCGCCCUGCCGGCUUCGGUACCGUAUUAUCCUUACCUGCUAGCCGCCGGGCUGGCCGUGCUGUUUCUCUUCUGGCACCAGCCUCUAUCGUCGUCGUCGACGUCCAAGUUCCCACAUUAUCGGAAGCUAUAGAGCUUCCAAGCGUAUUAGCCACACGUUUGCCACAGCUAUAUAAGGCUGUUCAACGCAUUAGCUAGUCCCUUUGUCUAUAAAUACCACUCGUUUUGUCUCCUUUGUAGAUAGCUUGAACAAGGCACUCUUUCCUUCGUACAGCUACCUACUAUAGACACUACUUUCAAUGCUCUAGGAAGCUUAUCACUACAUUUAGUAGUUAUAAGCCCGGUGCCUUAACUACUCC